AUGGAUGUCGACAAUGCUCCAGCUCAAUUAUCCCCUGCGAGACAACGUUCGACCACAGUGAUAUACAAUGGUUCUCCGCUACCAGCAGAUGCCCCUUCAGAUGACAGGGAAGCUCUUUUGCUGGAACUUGGUCAGGCACUUGAGACGCAGGCAGUACCCGCAUCGUUUUGGGCCUGCCUCCAAGUAGCGGACCUAUCAGCAUUACGGACUUUCGUCCAAGAAGCUCGAGCGGCACCACGCAUAUGCGAACUGUUAUCCGACACAUUCUAUGCGCUUCCCCGCAUGUGGCGUCAGAACCCACCGGAAGAUCCUAGCUCAUCAUGUUCAUCUUCAUCACGAGGAUCGGACCUCUCUGAUGAUGUUCCCCGUUCCAGAUCACCUAGAAAAAUCGCUAAAGAACGCGAUGGAGGCAAGUGCGUAGUCACUGGACGUCAGAGAGUCCAAGCUUGUCCUAUAUUCCCCCAUUGCUUGUUAAAGAAAAAGAAGCCUACAGAUCUCACAAGGUCUAUACCUGACCUUUGGAAGUUGUUGUCACUGUUCUUUGACAAUGAGGAUGUCCUCCAAUGGAAGAACGCGAUCUUCCCAAACCCCGACCAACCAACCGACGGCAUCCCAGAAAAUCUCACAUGUCUCUCCCCCAAUGUACAUGGGGACUGGGCGGACGGAUAUUGUGCGUUCAAACCACUUCGUGUGUCUUCCGACGGUCGGGAAAUGGAGUACAAAUUCCACUGGUUGCCUCGCGAGCCCCAUGGGCCGACGGACAAGGUGGAUCUUUCAAGACGUCCGUUAUCGACCGCGGGUCUCGAUCAGUCUGAGGGCAGAUUUUCCUACACUUUUGAAGGCCAUCGGAUUCAAUCUGGAGACACGUUCUUCCUGAAGACGAGCGACCCAGUCACUCACCCCCUGCCCAGUUUCACGCUGUUACAAAUGUCGUGGAAGUUGACUCAGAUCGUGGCCUUGUCUGCGGCCGCAGAGGACCCAGACCCAGAAGACGAUGUCGACAAGUUAGAGACCUAUAACAAAGAAGUCAUAGACAGAUGGAUGGCAGAGCCAUCUGACGAUGACGAUAACGACUUUUUCACUGCAGGAGUUUGA
Molecule: messenger RNA, 1095 nt
Organism: Aspergillus pseudoviridinutans
Lineage: Eukaryota; Fungi; Ascomycota; Eurotiomycetes; Eurotiales; Aspergillaceae
Exons: 1
Coding region: 1-1095 (364 amino acids)
Source: RefSeq, a predicted model, not a curated record